Trichomonas vaginalis G3 is the source of this 339-nucleotide messenger RNA. Its product is annotated as DNA/RNA polymerases family. The record is from RefSeq and is a predicted model, not a curated record. The transcript has a single exon. Lineage: Eukaryota; Parabasalia; Trichomonadida; Trichomonadidae.
UUGAAAUACGAAUUUACUCAAGGUCAAGGUGGCUUAGUAACCACAGUAAAACCUAUUGUCGAACAUUGGUCUUAUCCUCAGUUCGCAAAGGCAGUCCUUGACAACUACAAUGAGUUCUUCUCCGAAGUCAAAUCCAAAGUGAAGGUUUACUAUGAGAACAUUGACGCACUCAUGACGAACGAAGAAGGGUACAACAAACUCAUUGAAAUGGGCAUGGUCGGUGAAAAGAUGGGUCAAUUCAAAUUGGACAAAAUUUUCACCGAAGUUCAUGUAAUAUCGAAAAGGAAGUACUGGGGUGUUAAAGAAGAUGGUGAAAUAGUUAAACAUUGCAUGAAAUAA